Molecule: messenger RNA, 875 nt
Organism: Micropterus dolomieu (smallmouth bass)
Lineage: Eukaryota; Metazoa; Chordata; Actinopteri; Centrarchiformes; Centrarchidae
Gene: scpp5
Product: secretory calcium-binding phosphoprotein 5
Exons: 11
Coding region: 105-626 (173 amino acids)
Source: RefSeq, a predicted model, not a curated record
GAAAGUAAUUCUGUGGAAGAUACGAUCUACUGGCAUCAUCUCCAGCAUCAACAUUCCUCAUCCUCUGGUGUUUUAUCGCAGAAGGACUUGGAUAAUCUGCAAAAAUGAAAUUGGCCAUCCUGUGCUUCUGUCUGGCUAGCACAGUCUCAGCUGCACCAUCCUUCUUUCAUUACCUGCCUCAUUACGCAGGUUCCCGGCAACAGGCACCACCCUCACAGGUGAAAAAUCCCUUCCCAGCUGGCCUUGGAAUGCCUGGCGCUUACAGUGUGGAACUAAUUUAUCCCCACAGAUUUGUUGGGGGUGCCGGUGGAUCAAACCCUGCACAGCCCUUUUCUACCCAUGGCUUCAUCAAAUACUCCAUUCCUCAGCCACCAGGCAGACAGAGUGUAGAAGUUUACUACCCCUAUGACUUCUCCCAGCAAAGGAUAUUGACAAACAUGCCUCCUAUGGCAAACGUCCCUCACUUUCCAAAUGCACUCCCAUUUGAUUACCCCCCUCAAAAUAUUCCCCAGCAAAUCCCAAAUAUUCCCUCAUUUGAUGCCAAUCUUCUUCCAUCCGAAGAUCCCCUGCAACCUCUCCAGCAGGACCAGCCCACACAGACAAGCCAGAUGCCGGCGAAGGUGUGAAGUGUGAAGAGACAUAAAAAGAGGCAAAACAGUUCCUUCCUCCUUUACAUUCAGACAUCUGCAGUGGAACAAACAACAUUUAAUGAUUCAGACUAAAUCUGUUGUUUCACAUGUGCCUUUACUAAAGAAUAAAAUGCUAAGAUGAUUAUAAAAUAACCAGUUUAGAAUACUAUUGCAAUAGUAAACUAAAUUGUGACACGGUUAUGUGCAUAGCAUGAAAUAUAAUUCUGCUUUACUUUAGAUUCACAA